UUAUUUAUUUUUAUUAUUUUAAUAACGAACUUUGGUUCAAAAUUUUUGUUGUACACAGUAGUUUGCAGCCCGAGUGAAAGGCCUUUGGAAAACUAUGUUUGGAACAAAAUUGCGACCACCGCGCUUUAUUUCCCGCCAUCUCCGCCAUGUGAACAUCUCUGAGAAGCUGCUACUCCUCUUGAAAGAAUGCGCAUCCACCAACCAACUGCAACAGGUUCACACCCAAAUGCUCGUAAACUGCAUUGACAAACCCAAUUUCCUUCUCCCCAAAAUCAUUGACCUCAAAGACUACAACUACGCUUCCCUUCUCUUCUCCAAUAUACCCCAACCCGAUGACUACGCUUUCAACGUCAUGAUCCGUGGUCUCACCACUACAUGGCACAAUUACCCUCUUGCUCUUCAAUUCUAUUACCACAUGAAGUUUUUAGGCCUCAGGCCUAAUAAUUUCACAUACCCAUUUCUUUUCAUCUCCUGUGCGAACCUUUUGGCGAUGAAUCAUGGACGGGCGGCUCACUCUUCGGUGUUUAAGAUUGGGUUGGAUAGUGAUGGACAUGUGAGUCACUCUUUGAUCACCAUGUACGCAAGGUAUGGUGAAUUGGGUUGUGCACGGAAACUGUUCGAUGAAAUUAGUGUGAGGGAUUUGGUUUCGUGGAAUUCGAUGAUUUCAGGGUAUUCAAAGAUGGGUUAUGCGCAGAAUGCAGUUGGGUUGUUUAGGGAAAUGAGGGAUGCUGGUUUUGAGCCUGAUGAAACGAGUUUGGUGAGUGUUCUUGGGGCUUGUGGGGACUUGGGGGAUUUGAGUUUUGGGAGGAGUUUGGAGGAGUUUGUUGUCGAAAAUAAGAUGGAGAUUAAUUCACAUUUGGGGUCUGCAUUGAUCGGUAUGUAUGGAAAGUGUGGUGAUUUGCUUUCUGCAAGGAGAGUUUUUGACAGUAUGAACAGAAAAGAUCGUGUAACUUGGAAUGCCAUGAUUACAGGGUAUGCUCAAAAUGGUAUGUCAGAUGAAGCAAUCAUGCUGUUUGAUGGCAUGAAAGAGGCAGGUGUUGAUAUAGAUAAAAUCACAUUGGUUGGAGUGCUGUCUGCAUGUGCUUCAGUUGGGGCUUUAGAUGUGGGAAUAUGGAUUGAUAAGUUUGCAUCACAAAGAGGCUUACAACAUGAUGUCUAUGUUGCUACUGCAUUAACCGAUAUGUAUGCUAAGUGUGGUUGCUUAGACAAUGCACUGAGGGUUUUUGAAGACAUGCCCCUGAAAAAUGAAGUCUCUUGGAAUGCCAUGAUAUCUGCCCUUGCUUUCCAUGGGAGAGCCAUGGAAGCCAUAUCCCUAUUUAAACGCAUGAUUAAGGAGGAUGGGGCUGCCAGGCCGAAUGACAUUACAUUUGUAGGACUGCUUUCUGCCUGUGUGCAUGUUGGGUUGGUUGAUGAAGGUCGACGAUUAUUUAAUUCGAUGAGCUCUACAUUUAGAUUGGUUCCAAAAAUAGAGCAUUAUUCUUGCAUGGUUGAUCUUUUGGCACGUGCAGGACUUAUACAUGAAGCUUGGGACUUCAUUGAGAAAAUGCCUGAAAAACCAGAUGAAGUUGUCCUUGGGGCAUUGCUUGCUGCCUGUCAUAAAUGCAGAAAUGUUGAUGUCACAGAGCGGGUAACACAGCUUCUUCUGGAGUUGGAGCCUUCGAACUCUGGAAAUUAUGUUAUAUCAUCAAAGAUAUAUGCAAAUUUAAAAAAGUGGGAUGACUCGGCAAGAAUGAGAGUGUUGAUGAGACAGAGGGGUGUCAUUAAGACUCCUGGUUGUAGCUGGGUUGAGGUUGAAAAUCAUAUUCAUGAGUUUCAUGCUGGAGAUGGUUUACACCAUAGUCCACUGGAGAUUCACCAAGUAUUUAGAUUGUUGAAUGAGGAUAUGAAGAGGGAAGGUUAUGUUCCAAAUAUUAAUUUUUUGUAAAACAUACUAUUACAAAAGUGGUUCUGCACCCCAUAGUUGUAAACCAAGCUUCUUGGAAUCUUUUUUGUCUCCGGGUUAGUAUAUUGAAAUAUGUAUCAUAAUAUGUUCAAAAAUUUUUAAGGAAGGGGGAAGGUUUCAAGUAUAAGGACUAUUGUUGACUUAUUAUACAAUACGAUAUUGGUGAUUACUUUUAGGCCAACAUUAUCUUCAAUUUACCCGAAUAUUAUUGACAGAAGUGGUGCUUUAGUGAUGAAGUAUAUGGAUAGAUCCCACAGAGUUAAAUAAUAACUGGUGCAGUAGCACUGUAAGUGAGAAAUUACUUGGGGAGACAGUCGACCAGUCCUACUUAAAUGUGAUGGCUACCUUAGAUCAAAAGAAGGUGUCAGCUGUGGAUAAAGCAAAAAGGCAACUUAAUACCAACGUGACCAUUUCAUUAGAUGAACAGUGGAGAGGAAUAAGGAUUUAUUUACUGUGCGGAACAGAGAAGGGAACAAAAAGACACGAUUGGCUGCAUGUUCCGAUUUGUAUUAUAAAUUUAUAGCAAGAAAAAAUACAUGGGGCCACACCAUGACAUUUUUUGUUCAUCUUUUUUUUUUUUAACAUUAGCUUUGAUUAUGAUUUAAUUUCUUAGUUUUUUUAAAAUAAAAUUUAUGAUUUUUUUUAAAAAAAAAAUUAUCAAUAAAUUCUAGUAAAAUGGGCAACUGGUAUAGUUUGUUCUACAGUUUGUCCUUGUGAGGCUUUUUACUUCAAUCCAAGUUUGUAUACAUGUUUGACGUC
This is a messenger RNA of Ziziphus jujuba (common jujube), 2701 nucleotides long. Its product is annotated as pentatricopeptide repeat-containing protein At2g34400. Gene Ontology annotation, molecular function: RNA binding; protein binding. The coding region runs from base 95 to 1924 and encodes 609 amino acids. Lineage: Eukaryota; Viridiplantae; Streptophyta; Magnoliopsida; Rosales; Rhamnaceae. The transcript is spliced from 4 exons. The record is from RefSeq and is a predicted model, not a curated record. Gene Ontology annotation, biological process: RNA modification.